This is a messenger RNA of Dendroctonus ponderosae (mountain pine beetle), 1444 nucleotides long. RefSeq lists its product as uncharacterized. The record is from RefSeq and is a predicted model, not a curated record. The transcript has 2 exons. Bases 227 to 1324 code for a protein of 365 amino acids. Lineage: Eukaryota; Metazoa; Arthropoda; Insecta; Coleoptera; Curculionidae.
AAAUUUGAGAAGAAAUUAUCUGAAAAUACAACGCAUGUUAAAUCACCAACCAGUUGCCAAUUGCUAUGUGCGAACAUAUCUUCGAAUCCUAACCUAUAAACUCAAAAAAAUGACAACAGUCAAAACAUCCCUCGCUUUUGUUGGUAAAUUGCCCAAAAAAACAAGACAGUUUUAAUAAUUUGCAGGUAACAGUGAAUUAAUCCAUUGUAUGUAAUGAUCAAGUAGAAUGAACGGAUUGAAAGAGUGGCAACAACUGUUUGACGAUAACGUCGCCCAGAUAUGGAAGCAAGAGCCCAUUUCCAUGUUAAAAAACCUUUCCAUGAUGGUUUUCUGCCUUAACAGAGAGAUCAGCCAUGUCCAAAGGAAUUCGGGAAUUCUCAAGGAGCAAUCAAAUAAUAGCAGUAUGUCUGUAAUAAUAUCUGAUGACGAUUUGUGCAAGUCAGAGGAAAGUACUGGAAGCCCUGAAAUCAAGAAGAACCGCAGAUCAUUUCGGUACAAACAGAAGUAUAAGAAAAAGCUCACGCAAAACGACAGAACUCUCACUAGGUCCAAACUAAUGAUGAUUGCAACAAAGGGGCAGCAAAGCGCCAAUCAGGAGUCGGUAAAUUUGUUGCAAGCCAACAAUAACAAAAACUGCCUUCGAAAAAAUUUACCCUUCGACCUUUGUAAGGCACUUAAGAGUGAAGUGCGAACUCCUAAGAAAACCGAUAGUGACAUGGAUUUCUCCGUUAUAGAAUCGACUCCAGUGAGGAAACCAGCGAGCUUCCGAACAAGGGAGGUAAAGAGAGAUAUUAAGAACAAUAAGCUGACGAUAACUCAGAUGUUCUCCUCAAAAGACCAGGAAAGCUUCAAUUCUUUUGAAUGCCAAAACUCCACUUCCAAUCAAGCCACUGCUGAUACUGUGAUGGGAAUUACAAGCUUGGUAAACUAUUUAAACAACGAUGCAUGUGAGGAAAAGUCUGCUUCUAACAGCGCUCCAGAGGAAAACACCGGCUUAAACAGUGCAAUUGUUGAGAAUAAACCGGAUUUAACCAAUGAAGAAGUCCUUCCAGAUAAUUUGAAUGCCUUCCUGGCAAAAGCGCAGAAUGUGCCCAACCAACUAGAGGCAGAGCCGGUAGUGAGAGGGAAAUUGAGGCAACAGCUUCCAGGAUGGUCAUGCAAAGACUGCGAAAAGUUCUACCUUAACCAGGGCUUAACUGCCAACGAAAUACUGGCGCUUACAAAAAAAUGUUCGAAACAUCGCGGCUACUACAUGCCUAGAGAGGAUACUUUUCCGGGAUAUUGGGACUUGAAUCUCGGCUCUCAGGAGUCUGAAAAUACUUGAAUACUUGACACCAGUACAGUUUUUUAUUUGCUCUGGUGUCAAGAGUUCUGGGAAUAACUUAUUUGUAUAUUUGUGUAAUAACAUGUUAAAUAUAUUUUCAAUACAUUUAUUUAAGCAGAA